AUGGCAAGCUCCCAGAGUCAGAAGCAUCAGCAUAAUACAUCAAGGACAACACGGCCGCGUGCGUCAACCAAAGGGCCAUUAGACUUAUCUGACGAUGACACCGUAUCAUCAGAAGAUCUAUUAUCAUCUCCUCGGUCCCCUCAAAAGUCCCAGUCGCAACAUGCCCGCUUCUCGCAUGACGCCGGCUCCUUCUCCCCUUCGAAUCCCCUAGAUCUCAGCCCAUUGAAAGUUGAACUCGACAGUAUACUCGCAAAUUAUGAGCUCUCCACAGUCGUCACAAAGGACUUUUCAUUUCUGCUACGUCCGGAAAUAUACCAUCCUCUCUCCCAACUCGAGAUCCCGCCGAUGUUUCGUUCCUCCUUCUAUAACCCUUCCAUAGGAGAGACGAUCGGAGCUUCUAUGGAAAUUCUCAACAAACAGCUUGCACAGGGGCACUUUCUUCUAGCGGCGCAUCUGAGCGCAAAGUUAUUGACAUCUCCACUCGUUCACUCUUCGGAUGCAAAUAUUAUAUUCACACUGCUAUAUACUCGCUUGGCCUGUCUAGAAUUAACGGGCAAUAGCGCAUUUGCCGCGCAAGAGUCGAAAGCUUUGGAAGAUCUCAACUCGACAUUUUAUUAUGUUGAUGCCGAUUUUAAAGUCGACAGCGACGUCCACGAUCGCGCCAGGCGGUCUUAUCAUAUCGUUCCAUGGCCCUUGCGUGUUCUUGCGGUUCGUCUUCAGAGUAUUGCGUUCGGUGACUCACGCAGGAGUAUUACGGGUUUAUAUGAGCUCGGUUUCGAGGCUCGCAGAGAACUCAUGCAGCCAGGUCUAGACAAGACACAAAAACAAACAUGGCGGGAUCGGCUCUACGAUCUUGGAGUACGCACUGUUAAUGCCCUUGUCGAAAUGGGCGAUCUAGACGCAGCCCGACGUUCACUGAGCAACUUGGGAGAUUCUAGGAAUGUUGAUAAUCAAGCAAGAUCUAUUCUCCUAGCUCUGCGGAUUGGGGAUCUUGCCCUUGCCAAAGACAUACUGGAGAAGUCUACAGUGCUACAAGAUGGGAUUUUGAAACCUUUGACAACAAUGGCUGAAGGCUUUUACGACGAGGCGACUGUACAGUGGAAGGCUUUACUUGAGAAUCCCGCACAGUUAGACAGGCCAAUGAUUGUGCAAAAUCUUGCUGUUUGCUUGUUAUAUACCGGUCAAUUGAACGAGUCUCGCUCUCUUCUAGAGUCACUCGUCUCUGAGAACCAUGGUUUUCAGAGUCUCACUUUCAAUCUAGCGACUAUCUACGAGUUGUGCUGCGACAACCCGCAGAACCGCAAAUUGGGCUUAGGGCAGAUGGUUUCCCAGCAGACCCACAAUGGAGAUAUGAAUCUCGAUCGCGCCAAUGCAGAUUUCAAGUUGUGA
Talaromyces amestolkiae is the source of this 1389-nucleotide messenger RNA. RefSeq lists its product as uncharacterized. Gene Ontology annotation, molecular function: protein binding. The transcript has 4 exons. Gene Ontology annotation, cellular component: TRAPP complex; Golgi apparatus. Lineage: Eukaryota; Fungi; Ascomycota; Eurotiomycetes; Eurotiales; Trichocomaceae. The record is from RefSeq and is a predicted model, not a curated record. Bases 1 to 1389 code for a protein of 462 amino acids.